AUGUUUCGAAAUGCCUAUCAGAGCGGAUUCUUGUCUAUCUUCUACAGUUGCGGGUCAUCUCCUCUGGAAUUAUGGGACAUGCACGUGAAAAAUGGAUAUAUACGAAGGAUCAUGGACGAAGAAAUAAGGUCGUUGGCAUUGGAGAUAGCCGGCACCAACGUGGCAACUACUUACAUUUUCUGUCCAGCAGACCCGAAGAAGGUGCUCGCUAUUAGGUUGCCCUUCCUUAUCAUCAUUAUCAAGAAUAUGAAGAAAUAUUUCACGUUCGAGAUAACGAUAUUGGACGACAAAAAUAUGCACAGGAGAUUCCGCGUGAGUAAUUUUCAGAGCACCACACGUGUCCGUCCGUUUUGCACGUCAAUGCCCAUUGGGCUUUCGGGCGGAUGGAAUCAGAUUCAGUUCAACCUGUGUGACUUCACGCGAAGAGCCUACGGCACGAAUUACGUCGAGACCACCAGGAUGCAAGUCCACGCGAAUUGCAGGAUCAGACGAAUUUAUUUCGCCGACAGGCUUUAUUCGGAAGACGAGAUGCCGGAAGAAUUCAGACUCUUUUUCCCGGUGCACCGGAAGAAAUGCGUGAGGGAGGUGUUGAAAAAACCAGCCGUAGAACUUGAAAAGCCACCGUUCGUUAUUGAGAAAACACCGAGCAUUGAGCCGGAAAUACCGGAAGAGAAACCGAUUGAAGAGCCCGAAAUUUCGAAAGAGGAAGUGGAACCAGACCUGAGAGCUGAAGAGAUAAUCGAUUUGGAAGAUGAGGAGGAAGAAAGAUUCGAAGAGGAAGAGAAGGUAGAAGCCGAAGAAGAGGCUGCGGUUCAUGACGAAGAAGCGGAAGCUGAAGAAGAGGCGGCAGUUGUUGACGAAGAGACAGAAGCUGAAGAAGAGGCGGUAGUUGUUGACGAAGAAGCGGAAGUUGAAACCGGAGUCCUCGAUGAGGAGGAGAAAGCUGAAUUGGCAUAUGAAGAUGAGGUUGAAGAGGAAGAUGCCGAAAACGAGGCGGAUGAAUGAACGGUAUAUGAUUUUCGAUGGGAUGAUUUGGUACUGAUUAUAUUAAUAGAAAGAAAAAGGAUAAUCUUACUCACAAAAACGUAUGUCAAAAGCGUGCAUAAUAAUUGACAUAAAGUUUUGUUUUCGAGACUCGAAAAUUCGACAUGUGAAAAAAUUCUCGCUCCCCGCUUUCGUGUUGCUUUUUAAUGCAGGAUCAUCAUCUUCAAACUUAUAAUACUGUUAA
Messenger RNA from Harpegnathos saltator (Jerdon's jumping ant), 1228 nucleotides. RefSeq names its product cilia- and flagella-associated protein 20. The transcript has 4 exons. The record is from RefSeq and is a predicted model, not a curated record. Bases 1 to 1005 code for a protein of 334 amino acids. NCBI's taxonomy places the organism in Eukaryota, Metazoa, Arthropoda, Insecta, Hymenoptera, Formicidae.